Molecule: messenger RNA, 2514 nt
Organism: Coccomyxa subellipsoidea C-169
Lineage: Eukaryota; Viridiplantae; Chlorophyta; Trebouxiophyceae; Coccomyxaceae
Exons: 11
Coding region: 70-2514 (814 amino acids)
Biological process (GO): galactolipid biosynthetic process
Cellular component (GO): chloroplast outer membrane
Molecular function (GO): digalactosyldiacylglycerol synthase activity
Source: RefSeq, a predicted model, not a curated record
GUCAGCAUUCUAGGCAACAUUGGAGCUCGAAAAUAUAGCCCGUGAUGCAGCAUUGAGACGGUAUCAAUCAUGUCGAGAGCAGAGGAGGCACCCCCGAGGGGCCAUGCUUGGAGGCAGGACAGGAAGGCGUUUGCCAGGUUUCCCGACAGCCCGCUGGCCAGCCUCUCCUCAUCGCUCACGUCCGCCAGGCGGUCGGCUGACAACCUUUUGCAUGUGGCUGCCGAGGCAGAGCGGAAAUUGAAGGCGGAGGGCGAACGCAUAAGGGCAGAAUUCGAGAGGCAGGCGAAGACUACGAGCACAAAGUUGCGUGCCAGCCUGCAGCACCUGCAGCCUCCCAUCGGGGAGGAGUGGGGCGAUGCGAUGGCGGGCAACCCGUAUGCAGGGAAGAGGCGUGACCGGUCGCGCAGCAAAUUGAGGAGAGUGCGCAGCGCUUCUGACUUCAGGCGCGGGAGCAGGAUGUUGGCAGGCAGCUCGGGGGACGACGAGGGCAAGGAAUGGGAUUUGUUUGCCGCCCUCAAUAACACCCUGUCAGCCAGCCGCAGCCCCAUUGCUGGCUCCCCGUAUCAGGCGCCCUCCACUUUCCAGGAUCAGGCGCGCAUGGUGGUGAGCAGCGACGCGGCUCGCAAGCUGCUGGCAGCGCCCAAGCGCACCAUCCGCACAGCUAAGCAGACGCUGGAGAACUGCCAGGAGAACCUGCAGUCGCUUGGCAACCUUCUGCAGCAGACCAUGGCUGCCAACCUGGCUGUCACCCCUCGCGCAAUCUCUUACGAGGCCGAGCUGGCGAAGCCGGUGGGCUCGCACAACACGAAUUUCGCGACGUGCAAGGAGCUGCAGGCCCCGGUGCGGCCGGCGAACCAGAUGGAGUCUGUGCCGCUGGACGACCUGAUCAAUCUGGAGGGCCCUGGCGGCUCGCCCGGCUCGGACCUGAUGCGCGGUUGGUUCUCCGGCUUCCUGCGCUCGCGUGAGAUCGCCGAGAUCGACCGCGCCAUCCGCGGUGACGACGCCGAGAGCACCGCUGCAGAUGAGCAGCCCCCUCACAACCGCCCCUGGGGGCCCCUGCAGCAAGAGGCGCAGCGGCGGCGCGAGGAACAGAGGCGGCGGCGGCACAGCAGCCUGCGCGAGCCGGGGCGCCACAUCGCCAUCUACACAACGGCCUCGCUCCCCUGGAUGACCGGCACCGCCGUCAACCCCCUCCUGCGCGCUGCCUACCUCGCCAAGGAGAAGCACCGCGAGGUGACGCUGGUGAUCCCCUGGCUGGCGCCGCCAGAUCAGGCGUUGGUGUUCAACAACCUGUCCUUCGAGACCCCCGAGCAGCAGGAGGACUAUGUACGCGCGUGGGCACGCAAACGCACAGGGCUUCCCUGCGACUUCAAGGUUGCCUUCUACCCGGGGCGAUACGCCGCAGAGAAGUGCUCCAUCCUGCCCGUCGGCGACCCCACCUCUUACAUCCCCGACAACGAGGCUGACGUGGCGGUGCUGGAGGAGCCGGAGCACCUGAACUGGUAUCACCACGGGCGGCGCUGGACCGACAAGUUCCAGCACGUGGUGGGCAUCAUCCACACCAACUACCUGGACUACGCUCAGCGCGAAGAAGGCGGCGCCCUCAAGGCCAAGGCCCUCGCCGCUGUCAACCAGAUUGUUUGCCGCAUGCACUGCCACAAGAUCGUAAAGCUGUCGGACGCGGUGCAAGAGAUGCCGCGGUCGGUGACUCAGUUUGUGCACGGCGUGCCUGGCUCCUUCCUGGCCGUUGGCGAGGCCAAGGCCAAGCCGGCGCCCGAGGGCGCCCCCCGCUUCACCAAGGGCGCCUACUUCAUCGGCAAGGCGAUAUGGGCGAAAGGCUACACGGAGCUGCUGGACCUGAUGGAGAGGGACAGCGCCUCGCGUGACAUGCACACCCACGUCGACUGCUAUGGCUACGGUGACGAUCUCGAAGAGCUGAAGGCGGCGUCUGCGCGGAAGAAGCUGCCGCUGCAGUUCCAUGGCGGGCGCGACCAUCUGGACGAGUCGAUGCAUGACUACCGAGUUUUUGUCAAUCCCUCCACAUCAGACGUGGUUGCCACCACCACAGCUGAGGCCCUGGCCAUGGGCAAGUGGGUGGUUGUUGCUGAGCUGCCCUGCAACGCCUUCUUCAAGCGCUUCUCCAACUGCCUCACCUACAGCACACCGGAGGAGUUCAGCGAGCGGCUGCGGACGGCGCUGUUGGAGGAGCCGCACCCGAUGAGCGCGGAGGAGCGGCGGCGGCUGACGUGGGAGGACGCCACCGAGCGCUUCCUCGACGCGGCCGAGCUCAAGAGCGGCGAGCGGCCCAAGCCCAUCGAGGAGGCCUGCGACCGCCUCGCCUGGAAGGCCUUCAACGCCUUCUCCGGUGUGGAGCCGCUGCGAGCGAUCAGCGGCGCAGGCACAAACACACGCGACAAUCCCGGCAAUCUGGCCGACUUUAUGCCGGCGGUGGACUGCGGAGGCAUCUUUGACAACAAGGCCCGCGCAGCCGCCCGCUCCCAGAGGGCAACUUGA